AUGAAGCUCGACUCGUUGAAGCUCCCAAUUUGGGUGCUUUCUGGGAUUCUCCCUGUUAAGUGGUUGAACGACAGAUUCAUAAAAUUCAUAUCUGACAUGCUACCUGGAACCUUUCCCGACAGCGAGUUCAUUGACAGAUCAAGAGAUUCAAGUUGCUUCAUGAAUCCAAUUUUGUCUGGGAUCCAUCCUGUUAACCGAUUUCGGGACAAGUCCAGUGACCUGAGUUCAACUAGACUUGUUAUUUCCCUCGGGAUUUCACCGGAUAGAUUGUUCACAGAAAGAUUCAAGGACUCUAAACGUGUAAGAUAUCCUAUGGAAUCCGGUAUUCUUCCAUACAAGUUAUUGUUGCAUAAAUUCAACACUUUCAGUGAUUUCCAUUUCACAAAACAUUCGGCCGGCAACUCUCCAGAUAGAUUGUUUCCCCCAAGAUUAAGAUAUUGCAGUGCAUUAGGUGCUGUGUUGCAGAGAAACUCUGACAAAUCUCCCGAGAAUGAGUUAUUGGAGAGAUCUAAGUCGUCGAGGCAAUGGACCACUAAACCUGUUGAAGCUCAAGUAGAAAAACUGGUUAGAGCUACCAUAAUCAUCUACAGGGUCACUGAUGACUGGAAUCUUAGAGUUGAGUUGGUUAUGCGAAAGGUUGAGAAAAUUCAUUCUCCAUAA
Molecule: messenger RNA, 660 nt
Organism: Striga asiatica
Lineage: Eukaryota; Viridiplantae; Streptophyta; Magnoliopsida; Lamiales; Orobanchaceae
Source: the annotation of a GenBank genome assembly